CAUUUCAUUUCCAUUCAAUUAUAUCUUUAAAUUUGCUCUCUUCUAUUUCUAUAUCUCUUUAGGGUGGAAGUAUAAUUGAGUGGUGAAGUUUAUUUUCUUUUUCCUUUCCAUUAAUUUAAAAACCAUGCGAGGCAACUGACAGAGUUAGCAAACACCAACUCUGUUUCUCUUUCUAUUUUGGUUCAUCAAGGCCAAACAGUUCAGUUUUAUGGACGCUAUUGCUGUAACUAUUGCCUUCCUGCUGUUGAUGUCCUUAUCACCAGCAGGGACAAGAGCUGAUACACAACCACCAAAGCAGAAAGUAGCACUCAACACCUCACUUUUCCCCAAUGGUUUGCCGUGGCUUUCCCCUUCCGGCCACUUUGCAUUUGGCUUUUAUCAGCAAGGCAGUGUCUUUUUCGUUGGAAUUUGGUUAGUAGGUGUGACGAGCAAGACGGUGGUAUGGACUGCAAAUCAAAAUGAUCCUCCAGUCACCUCAAAUGCAAAUCUAACUCUUACAGUUGGUGGUAAGCUAAUACUAACAGAGAAAGGACAAGUUAAGCUUAUUGCUAAAUAUAAUGGAACAGCUUCCUUUGCCUCCAUGCUUGAUACUGGGAACUUUGUACUAUACAACAAUAACUCCGACAUCAUAUGGCAGAGUUUUGAUCACCCAACUGAUACUAUGCUGGGGGGUCAAUCUCUGUCUUUUGGAGGACAUCUGUUCUCUAGUUCAUCAGGGACUAACCCCUCAACUGGAAGAUUUUGUCUCGAUAUGCAGGGUGAUGGAAAUCUUGUUCUGUAUCCAACAAACGCACCAAUGGAUGUUUACUGGGCCUCUGGUACUAAUACUGGUACGCAUCAUUUUUACAUUAACAGCACAGGUUUACUGCAGAUCAGGAAUAACAUUGGUUCGUACUCUAAAGAUCUUUCCAAGCCUGAUGGUUCGGCUAAUGGGAGCAAGACCAUUUAUCGUGCAACCCUCGAUUUUGAUGGGGUUUUACGGCUGUAUGCUCAUGUUAACAAUGACCAUGGCAAAGCAAUAGCAUGGAAGCCAGAUGGAGGUACAUGUGAAGUAAGUGAUUUUUGUGGCUUCAACAGCUACUGCACAUUCAAUGGCCGCGACCAACCAGUUUGCAAUUGUCUUGAGGGUUUUGAAUUCAAAGAUGCAAAUGAAGAGACUCUUGGCUGCAAAAGGAACUCAUCAAAAGCUGAGUGUACAAGUGACAAAGACAGUUCAUCCCAUUAUAACAUGGCCUUGAUGAACAAUAUUGAAUGGGCGGAUCGUCCUUAUUUCGAGUCUGAUAUGUCACAUGAAGAAGAAUGCUCCUCUGCUUGUUUGGCUGAUUGCAACUGUUGGGCUGCACUGUAUCAGAAAAAUAGAUGCAAGAAACAUGGGCUGCCUUUGAGAUAUGUCAAAAGGAGAGGGCUAGCUGAAUCUGACCCACCCACGGUAUUCUUAAAAGUGGGACACAACAGCCUCAAAAUCCAAAAACCUAUACCACCACCACCACCUCCAAUCAAGAGUACAAGUAACAAAGCAGUGGUUCAUAUUAUUAUUGUUAUAUCUGUAUUUACUUUGUUUUUAUGUUCAAUGAUUGCAAUCUCCAGCCAUUACAUGUACAAGAUUCGAGUAUUAACCUACAAAAGGCUCUCAGAGACUUGGAACUUGGGUCUGAAUGAAGAGGUGGCUCUGAGAAGGUUUUCAUACAAUGAGCUUAAAAGAGCAACAAAUCAUUUCAGGAAAGAGUUGGGUAAGGGCGCUUUUGGAGCAGUUUACAAGGGGGCCUUGUCCAAAGGUAGGAGACUGAUUGCGGUGAAGAGGCUAGAGAAGUUAGUGGAAGAAGGAGAAAGGGAGUUUCAAGCAGAGGUGCGGGCCAUCGGAAAAACCCACCACAGGAACCUGGUUCGGUUGCUGGGAUUUUGUGCUGAAGGUUCCAAAAGGCUUCUGGUUUAUGAAUACAUGAGCAAAGGUUCCCUUGGGCAGCUUAUCUUUGGUGAUCUACGGCGUCCAGAUUGGGAGGAGAGAGUAAGAAUAGCACUGAACAUUGCAAGAGGGAUCCUCUAUCUCCAUGAAGGAUGUGAGGCACCAAUCAUUCAUUGUGACCUCAAGCCUGAAAACAUUUUGAUGGAUGAGUUUUGGACUGCCAAGAUAUCUGAUUUUGGGCUUGCAAAACUUCUAAUGCCAGAUCAAACCAGAACCUUCACAGGGGCUAGAGGGACAAGAGGGUACAUGGCCCCAGAAUGGAACAAGAACACCCCAAUAUCAGUUAAGGCAGAUGUUUAUAGCUAUGGAAUUGUGCUGUUGGAAACUUUAUGCUGCAGAAGAAACAUCAAAGUUAAUGUCUCCGAACCUGAGGCGACUCUUCUCUCUGCUUGGGCCUAUAAGUGCUUCGUGGCCAAGGAGUUAAAUAAGCUUGUUCCUUCAGAAGUCAUAGAUGAAAAUGUCCUGGAAAAUAUGAUUAAGGUGGCACUUUGGUGUAUCCAAGAUGAACCUGUUCUCCGGCCAGCAAUGAAGAGUGUGGUGUUGAUGUUAGAAGGGGUUACCGACAUAGCAAUUCCUCCUUGUCCAAAUUCAAAUCGGUGAAGAAAAUACUGCAGCGUUCAUGUGGUUCUCAGUUUUUGUUAUUUUCUGUCACGUAUUUUUAUUUCCGUUCAGUUCCUGAGCUUGUCUCUUAGACCUUAGUUGAGAUGAGACACAUUAAGGUAGCAAGCCAAAAGCUAAUGUAGUUUUUUCCUAUGUUAAUUCAUGUUUUAGCAGCCGGUAGUAUUCUCUUAAAGUUAUCAAUUUGAAUGAAUAAUCCACAAAUAUGCACCGAUUAAAAGGAAGGGUGAAUAAUAGUUUUUGUUC
This is a messenger RNA of Lotus japonicus, 2827 nucleotides long. RefSeq names its product G-type lectin S-receptor-like serine/threonine-protein kinase LECRK3. Gene Ontology annotation, molecular function: protein serine/threonine kinase activity; ATP binding. The transcript has a single exon. The record is from RefSeq and is a predicted model, not a curated record. Bases 209 to 2563 code for a protein of 784 amino acids. Gene Ontology annotation, biological process: recognition of pollen; protein phosphorylation. NCBI's taxonomy places the organism in Eukaryota, Viridiplantae, Streptophyta, Magnoliopsida, Fabales, Fabaceae.